Molecule: messenger RNA, 2206 nt
Organism: Nanorana parkeri
Lineage: Eukaryota; Metazoa; Chordata; Amphibia; Anura; Dicroglossidae
Product: heat shock protein HSP 90-alpha-like
Exons: 10
Coding region: 1-2181 (726 amino acids)
Biological process (GO): protein folding; cellular response to heat; protein stabilization
Cellular component (GO): perinuclear region of cytoplasm; plasma membrane; neuronal cell body
Molecular function (GO): ATP binding; ATP-dependent protein folding chaperone; disordered domain specific binding
Source: RefSeq, a predicted model, not a curated record
AUGCCUGAAGAACAUAAAGCAAUGGAGGAGGAGGUGGAGACCUUCGCUUUCCAGGCUGAGAUCGCUCAGCUGAUGUCACUGAUCAUCAAUACUUUCUAUUCUAACAAAGAGAUCUUCUUGCGGGAAAUCAUCUCCAACUCAUCAGAUGCUCUGGAUAAGAUCCGCUAUGAGAGCCUCAUUGACCCCAGCAAGUUGGAUUCUGGGAAAGAUCUGAAGAUUGACCUGAUCCCCAACAGACUGGAAAAAACGCUGACUAUAAUUGACACAGGAAUUGGCAUGACCAAAGCUGAUCUCAUUAACAACCUGGGCACCAUCGCCAAAUCUGGAACCAAGGCUUUCAUGGAGGCUCUGCAGGCCGGAGCUGAUAUCUCCAUGAUUGGUCAGUUCGGUGUGGGUUUCUACUCUGCCUAUCUCGUUGCUGAGAAAGUGACGGUGAUCACCAAGCACAACGAUGACGAGCAGUAUCUCUGGGAAUCAUCAGCUGGAGGGUCCUUCACUGUCAAAGUAGAUAAAAGUGAAUUUCCAGGACGUGGUACAAAAGUUAUCCUGCAUCUGAAGGAAGACCAGACUGAGUACUUGGAGGAAAAGAGGAUUAAGGAUGUUGUGAAGAAACAUUCCCAGUUCAUUGGCUAUCCCAUCACUUUGUAUGCAGAGAAGCAGCGCGAGAAGGAAAUUAGCGACAAUGAAGCUGAAGAGGAAACUGCAGAAAACAAAGCAGAAGAAAAAGACGGCAACAAAGAAAAGCCAAAGAUUGAGGAUGUGGGAUCUGAUGAGGAAGAGGACGCCAAGACUGAAGGCAAAAGGAAAAAGACUAGGAAGAUCAAGGAGAAAUACAUUGACCAGGAGGAGCUGAACAAGACCAAACCCAUCUGGACCCGAAACCCCGAUGAUAUCAGUAAUGAGGAGUACGGAGAGUUCUACAAAAGCCUCACCAAUGAUUGGGAGGACCACCUGGCUGUGAAACAUUUCUCCGUUGAGGGUCAGCUUGAAUUCCGGGCUCUCCUCUUUUUGCCUAGACGGGCGUCUUUUGAUUUGUUUGAGAACAAGAGGAAGAGGAAUAACAUCAAGCUCUACGUGCGCAGAGUGUUUAUCAUGGACAGCUGUGAGGAUCUCAUUCCAGAAUAUCUUAGCUUCAUCAAAGGUGUAGUGGACUCUGAAGACCUACCGCUGAAUAUUUCCCGCGAGAUGUUGCAACAGAGCAAAAUUCUCAAAGUCAUCCGGAAAAAUUUGGUGAAGAAGUGUCUGGAAUUGUUCACAGAGAUGGCUGAAGACAAAGAGAACUACAAAAAGUUCUAUGAGCAGUUCUCCAAGAACAUAAAGCUUGGAAUUCAUGAAGACAAUCAAAACCGUAAGAAGCUUUCCGAAAUGUUGCGCUACCACACCUCAGCCUCUGGAGAUGAGACGAUUUCACUAGCAGACUAUGUAUCACGAAUGAAGGAGAACCAGAAACAUAUCUACUACAUCACAGGUGAGACCAGGGAACAAGUAGCCCAUUCUGCCUUUGUGGAAAGGCUUCGUAAACAUGGUCUUGAAGUCCUCUACAUGACGGAGCCCAUCGAUGAGUACUGCGUGCAGCAGCUGAAGGAGUUUGAUGGCAAAACUUUGGUGUCUGUCACUAAAGAAGGUUUGGAGCUUCCAGAGGAUGAAGAGGAGACGAAAAAGAAGGAAGAGACCAAAAACAAAUUUGAAGAUCUCCUCAAAGUCAUGAAAGAUAUCCUGGACAAGAAGGUUGAGAAGGUGGUGAUCUCCAACAGACUGGUGGAAUCUCCGUGCUGCAUAGUGACCAGCACCUAUGGAUGGACAGCCAACAUGGAGCGUAUCAUGAAAGCUCAGGCCCUCAGGGACAACGCCACGAUGGGUUACAUGGCAGCCAAGAAACAUCUUGAAAUCAACUGUGAUCAUCCAAUUGUUGAAACUCUGAGGCAGAAGGCUGGGGUGGACAAGAAUGAUAAAUCUGUGAAGGAUCUGGUGAAUCUGCUUUAUGAAACUGCCCUGCUGUCCUCUGGCUUCACCCUGGAGGACCCCCAAACGCACGCCAACCGCAUCUACAGAAUGAUCAAGCUUGGAUUAGGUAUUGAUGAAGAUGACAUCCCUCAGGAGGAAAUCACAAGCCCAGUGAUAGAAGACAUGCCAGCACUAGAGGGCGACGAUGAUACAUCCAGGAUGGAAGAAGUAGACUAAAGACUAAAGAAUUUUUGCUCUUAGG